CUUCACAGUACAGAGAUUUCAAAUAAACCUGUCCCUGGGACACUCUGAUGCUCCGAACGAGUGUCCUGUUCCGUUGAGUCAUGUGGGAGGAAAACACAAAGCAGUUGAAAGACAGGUCCAAUAGGGGUAGCAGAAAGGGCCCUGGAGGCAGACUUAAGUUUGGUAUUUAAUAUUUCAGGUAAAAUAUUCACUUAGCAUCAAUUAUCUUGUUGGGUUCUUCUUUUUUUUUUCCAAAUGAAAUUGCCUCUGAAUCAGCCACUCUCUAAUUACCACACUGAAUGAUUGAAAUUUUUAGGGCAAUUAAAUUCAAGCCUUUCUUUUUCAGUCCUUAUGUUAUCCCCCCCCUUUUCUCCCUCCCCUCUCCAGUCUGGAGCCUUUCUAUAAUUUGGAGGCAGUUGCAGAAGCAAGCAGGCCUUUAAAGCCAAGAUGUAUGUCUCCCUUAAUUCCUCUGUGGAUUUGUUUUAUAGACUAAGCAGAGAGGGAUCUGGUCUCCCAGGACAUGUGCGUUACAAACACACAGUGUCGUGUGGGUUUUAUCCUAACAUGUCAUGUCAUUUAAAAACAGCUUUGAAGAAGUCAUUUAGUAUAGAAAUUUUGUGAAAAGACAAAGAUCAAGGUAAAAAGUACAUGCACUAUGGAAAAUGCCUGCAAAACUAAGGAGCAGAUUGAUGAUAAUAAUGAUGAUUGAUGAGAUAUUAGAUAAGAGAAAACAAACUCCCAAAGAAACAGUACAAAGCAUCUGUUAACAGAGCUGUUAGGAUAAUGGCUGGAUGAAAACACAAGUAUUCUUCCAAAAAAGGACACAAAAUUCAGAGGGUGGAAUCCUGGGCCCAGUGAACUCAGUGACAAAGCUGCUGCUCAUUUGGCUGUCUUGUCAGGAUUAGAGCCCUGAUCCUGCAAAACAAGUAACUGUAUUCUUAAAUGUAAGUAUGAGAGCUAUUACCUUAAUUUCAGUGGGACUGUAAAAGUCAAGUGGAUGCCUAACAGCUUGGUUGAAUCAGGAUUUAACCCAGGGAACCUGGCUCCAAAAAAGGCAAAGAAGAAGAUAGAAGGUGGUUCCAAUGUAUUCUCUAUGUUUGAACAAACCCAGAUCCAGGAGUUCAAAGAGGCUUUUACCAUCAUGGACCAGAACAGGGAUGGCUUUAUUGACAAAGCAGACUUGAGAGACACAUUCGCUGCGCUAGGUCGUCUGAAUGUCAAGAAUGAAGAGCUUGAAGCCAUGGUGAAGGAGGCGCCAGGUCCUAUUAACUUCACUGUCUUCCUUACUAUGUUUGGGGAAAAGCUGAAAGGCACGGACCCAGAAGAAACCAUUCUGAAUGCUUUUAAGAUUUUCGACCCAGAAGGAAAAGGCCACAUAAAGGCAGACUACAUCAAAGAAAUGCUUAUGACACAGGCAGACCGGUUCAGUCAAGAAGAGAUUAAACAGAUGUUUGCUGCUUUCCCUCCAGAUGUCUCUGGUAAUCUUGACUAUAAGAACCUCUGUUACGUUAUCACCCAUGGUGAGGAAAAAGACUAAGAGGAAAGAGAUGAGCUUCUCCUGUGAUGAUGCACCGAGUUAUUUCAUAAUGCUUUUGUGUGCAAGACAAAGGGCUAAACAUUCAGUAUGUGAAGCCAUGUGGUCAUCAGAAGAGAACCAAUAAAACAAUUGAAAUUGGAUUAAA
This is a messenger RNA of Pezoporus flaviventris, 1661 nucleotides long. It is a transcript of the gene MYL10, whose product is annotated as myosin light chain 10. The record is from RefSeq and is a predicted model, not a curated record. Bases 977 to 1516 code for a protein of 179 amino acids. Gene Ontology annotation, cellular component: cytoplasm; mitochondrion. Gene Ontology annotation, molecular function: calcium ion binding. The transcript has 7 exons. Lineage: Eukaryota; Metazoa; Chordata; Aves; Psittaciformes; Psittacidae.